Molecule: messenger RNA, 3921 nt
Organism: Wasmannia auropunctata (little fire ant)
Lineage: Eukaryota; Metazoa; Arthropoda; Insecta; Hymenoptera; Formicidae
Exons: 4
Coding region: 393-3752 (1119 amino acids)
Source: RefSeq, a predicted model, not a curated record
CCGUGCACCAUUGUCGAAAGAUCGUCCGGGUAGUCGACACGCGUCUUCCGAUACUCUUCUUCGCUUCAGUCCGGUCUCGCUUCGUCCGGAUCUCGCGACACGUCGCAAUCGCCUCCUUUCUUUCUCCCCGAAUCGCGAAUUUUCGAAUAUCCCGUGGUACCCGAUUGGAUUCCGGAGUUGAUUCUAAGCGUUCGAGGCUCUUUUUGGUGGUAUUUCUUCUUUUCUUUCCGAAUAGGUGAUCGUCGAAGAACGCGGAUUCGGGCGGGUUCGCACCGUAAAGCCGUUUCACGUAUUUUCGCGAUCGUGCGCUCCGCGAGAUCGUCGGGUGUGUGUAGCGAACGCGUUUGAAGUGAUUCGAUGUUCCAUCAAAUUAAUUGACAUAUAGUGCGAAAAUGCGGAUGCAGCUGCUGAAGAUCGUGGUGGUCCUGCUGGUAGCAGGAUCGGGUGAUACCAGGCCACAGAAUGGCGCAGAUUCGCAAGCGAAGACGAUAGAAAGGAACGACGCGGGAUGGAGAGGCAUCCAAGUCUCGAGCAAGUCACACGACAUUGUUCGAGACGAUAGCAGUGGGCAACCGAACGACACCCAUCGUGAGUUAAAGGAUCUGCAGUAUAUGGAUCAGUCUCUGAGAACCGUCGCUACUCAACUCCUUAACGUUACAAAUCCGGAGGAUGUGAUGACGGUGAAUAACAAGGAACUCAUUCAAGCCGAUCUCAGCGUUGCGACUACGCCGAAAUCCUCGGAGAAGAACAAUGUUCCUACGUUGAUAAGAGAUGUUAGCUCGGAGAUCAGCAAUUUGGAGCCCGUGAGUUUCGGUAGGCCAAUCAAUUCCAAGUUCAGCUACUUCGAGACCGGCCAUCCGGGCCAAGCGAUGGCGAUGACGGAGGAAGAGCUUGAACGAGAGAUGAGUACGACGAGGCUGAUUACCGCCUAUAAAAAUCACCCGACAACAACUACCGGCGGUAUCUCCACUUGGAUCCUGCUGAAUCCGCCGUCGACAACCGUGAAGAGUGUAGAGAUCGAGAAGUCGAAGACGCAGCAACCGUUCCAGACGGAGGUACGACUUACGGUGAGACCGAGCUCGACGAUCGAAAAAGUCGAGACAAUCUCGCAGCCUGAGAAGAUCACGGAGAAGACCACGCCGCAGUUAACCCCCGUCAUAACCACCGAGAAAGUGACCGUGAUCACAAAGAAGCCAGCUGCGACGACAACGAAGAAAAUCACGACUACCUCGAAACCAGAGAGAGUUACUCAGGAUUCGGAAAAGGCAGAAACCUCAUCGAGCACAACUCUGAAGGUGAUCCGUACCACGACAACAAGCACCUCGACGACGACCGACGGGACAGCUACGUUGACGACUGUUCUCACGACGAAGAAGAGUCAACCGCCGCGAACCACUCCUAAGCCGAAAGUCACCACGCCGAGGCCAAAUUCUAAGCCGACGACAAUAAAAUCGACGACUACGAAGCCGACGAGAUCGAAGCCAACGAGGAAAACGACGAUCAAGCCGGAAACGGUGAAGAACGAGACCUCCGCAUCGACCGGUAAGAUCGAGAAGGUGACGUUCAAACCGGUCCCGAUCAUCACGACUCCGCAGGACAAGCCGGAGAUUACUGAGAAGCCGAUGUUCGUCACAAAGAUAAAAGCGUCGGUGCUCAUGGACACUCAGAAGACUCCGACCACUGUACUCCCGGCUACCACCGCGAGUACCACCCUGAGCGUUGGUACCACGUACAAGUCGAAUCUGUUGAGCGCGGAUCUCGUGGAGGUACCGGUGAGGUCGAAGCCGAUUGGCACGAAAGGGAACAAUGUGCUGAAAGUGCAGCUGAAGAAGCCCGUGGACGAGACCACGCAGAUCGAGAUAGAGCCGAUCAAAGUAAACGCGCCGAUUCUAACGAUCGAAAAGAUCGACAAGAACAAGAUGGGCGAAAUCUUGGUGAAAGAUACGGACGAUCUUAGCAACUCCAAAAUAGACCUCAAAUUUGACUUCAAUCCCGAAUUGACCAAAAUUAACGUAGAAACAAGAACGGAAUCGUCCGCGACGCCAUCGACAAGCAUGAUAGAGUCGAUCACCUCGACGACGAAGCGGCCGAGGCACAACUCGAAGAGGAAGAAGAACAAGAAUCGCAGGCGGAAGCCUGCCACGUCCUCGGCGCCAAGCUCGACGACACCCGCGAUGAUGCCUGUUCUAUUGGAGACCAGCGAGAGCGUUACUGACUCCACCAUCAUGGACAACGCGGUCCAGGAAUCGAAGAUCGCGCCCGAGACAAAGGUCGGGGCAAACACGAAGACCAAGAAGAAGCAACCGCAGAAAGCGAUCGGCACUCAGAUCUACAAUUUCCUCAGUCGUGAAGUGAUGCCGAGCUUUGGCGUCAUGUCGCUGGUAGGCUUGGGUCUCGGUCUCGCUUCAUAUUUCUUGUAUCCCUUCGGCGGUACGAUCACCCGAAGGAAUUACGACGUGGAGCCGAACUACAAGUACAACAUGGAUGAAUACGGCGGUAACUACGGGCAGAGCGAGGAGGAGAUGUUGUCCAAGGUGUUCCAGGGUAUGACGAAUUACGAGAACAAGUAUCCCGGGGCGAAAGAUAACUACAACAAUAACAACAACAAUUACUAUCAUUAUCAGCAUUACGACGGCGCGUACGACACUCAAACGACGAAGAAAAUCGAAUCGAGAUAUCCGUCUGCAGUGUCUACUUCUCCCGUUUAUAAAACCGCGGAGAAUACCCAACCGGCGGUGAAGUAUCGGAACACGGACUUCCGAUAUCCCGAAGUACAAACUACUCCGGUUUAUUACGAUCGCAAACGUCCGGAUCUCACGGAGGAAGUCAGCGCGAGCUCGGCGGCGAAUCGGCAAUUCGUGGUCGGCAAUGUACCCAAGGAGUAUCCGUUCGAUGUGAAAGUAUCAAACUUGCCGGUGGACAGCAAGAAAGGCGUUGGUUACAUGUCGACGGAGGUGGGACAGACGCAGUUCGAGCGGGAUGUAGCGCAGGGCUUUGAUUUCCCGAACGUGGCCGGUUUGCACGGUUACGGCCAUCCGGGAGCAUCGACUGUCCGACCGGACGAUGGAUACGAAGAGAUUGAAAUAACGCCGACAGCGGUGGCCGUCGAGCACGGGCCGCGAUCCCUUAAGGUCAAACGCGCCGCCCUUAACGAGCCCGCGGGCGGUCGAAGGCGACGUUCGAAGAGGGAAUCGGUAAUACAAAUAAUACCAUCGAAGCGCGAAUUGGAAGAGGAGCGUAAAGAGGUGGAGGAGGAGGAGGAUCUGAGCAACGAAAUUCUGGAUAUCAUCGACUCGGCUCUGCCGGGUGGCGGGGUGCCAACACACAAGACAAAAGGUAGCGGCGAGAACGAAGUGGAGGAUCUCGAGGGGCAGAAAAGGAAGCAGCAGGAGGAAGCUAAUACGCGCGCGAAGGAGUCCACGAUGAAAACCAUAAGACAAACGGAGGAAACGACGGAGAUCCCGACGACCAUGACCGUGGAAAAGACAGAUGACGGCGGUACCAGCAUCUCUUCGGAGAAUUUCCCCGGUAAGGAUACCACGCAUCCCGCGAAAGAUCCCGAAGUGACAACCGUCGAGUGGUUUGACAGCUCGACCACGAAAAAGCCCUCGGAGGGCUUCAGCCUUUUGAAUUUCGUGAAGAAGGUGGCCGAGAUCAAAUUCAGACUGGGCCUGACGAUUCUUAAGCACGCCAGCGAGGGCUUCGCGCGGUAUCUGGGUCACGUGCAGAAGAGGAUCAACGGCGAGGAAUGAGGGGGGAAAAAACUCGGAGGAGCAGCGAUGGAAGUUUUUAGCGUUGUGUGACGAUACGCGUUUUCCAAUUUCACGGCGUAACACGAUGGACACGCGGUGGAUAACGGCGACGGACGACACGACGGCGACCGUAAUCCUGUAGUAACGGUAGUCGGGGAAACGCGAAGAA